AAUAGCCGUCAGUGGCACUCCUCUCGUCAAUGAACGUUGGAAAGAUGGCGACGGCAUAUGCACAAGCGAGAGUCCACUGUGCCGGCGGAUCGAAAGUGCUUCAAAGAGACUAAUAUCUGUCUUCUGUGCAAAAAUCUAACGGUGCAAAGUCCGUUCGCUGUUGCCUAGACAUGGUUUAGUCCAUGCACGGCGAAGAAUAAGACGCCGCUUUCUCGCAAUGGAGCCCCCGGAUCGCUACAAGCCCAGCAGGCAGGGCAACCCACGGGAAGAUGAAUCCCGGCAGAACUCUCAGGCGGAGGAAUCCUGGGAUUCGCCCAGCGAGGAAGAGGAACCCCUGUAUGCUACAUCACCGCCUUACACACCCCGUCAGAUGAAACGUAUGUCUGGCAAACAUCAUCAGAAAAACAGCCAGUCAAGGAGUGGUGGACGUUCUCCCUGCAAGCCGGACCUCAGCCCAUCUGUCCUGAAAGAGAGCCUCCAGCCGGCAGAGAAGCCUGAGGAGCACAGCUACAAGCAGGGCAAGAAGCAGAGAGCCACUCUCCGUUCCACAGAGAGAGACAACAAAAAGACCUUUGAGACCUUCAUGCUGGACCCGCUGUCCAAAUCAGGCCCCCUUGGCGCCCUCAACAUGGACCCCAGGAAGCACUACCUGAGCUUGGGCUGCAGCAGUUGCAAACUCCCCGUGUCCAUGCCCCACAUGGCCCGCACGCACCGCCAGACCUCCAGGACGGACUGUCCGGCGGACCGCCUCAAGUUCUUCGAGACACUGCGGCUGCUGCUCAAGCUCACGUCCAUGUCCUCUAAGCGCAAGGAGAAGGAGCAGCGAGGCCUGGAGAACAUGGCCUUCAUGGGGCACAAUAAUGAAGUCAUUUGGCUGGAGCUGCAGGCCUGGCACGCACGCCGCUCCAUCAGCGACCAGGAUUUCUUCCUCUUCACGGCCCGCCAGGCCAUCCCCGACCUCAUCAACGAGGUGCUGCAUUUCAAGGUGAAGUAUGACAGCCUCAGCCUCAGACAGUCCCAGUGUUUAGGGUCCCAAACCAUUCAUGUGGACUGCCAGACUGUUAGGGCUGUCCCAAAUCUAGACUGUAAAGAUAAACGCGAGCCAGCUGUAGCGGAAACCAACCACUGUGGAAUAGAUCCCUGGGGCUUUAGUGCUUGCCCGUCCACUGGGAUGAAUGCUGCAGAGCCCCUGGGUUCAGGCGCCGACUGCAAGGAGCACCUUCAGAGGCAGCGGUUGGCCUUUGAACAGGUCAAGCAGGUAAUGGAGCUGCUGGAGUAUGUGGAAGCGCUGUACCCCUCAUUGCAAGCCUUGCAAAGGGACUAUGAAAAGUAUGCAGCACGAGACUUCCAGGGCAGAGUGCAGGCGCUCUGUUUGUGGCUCAACAUCACUCAGGACCUCAACCAAAAGCUGCGUGUCAUGGCCACCGUCCUGGGCCUUUGUGACCUAUCUCGCAUCGGCUGGCCCGUCUUUGAGAUCCCGUCCCCCCGCUGCUCCCGUGGCAACGAUGAAGACGAGAACGAGGAGGACGAGGAGAACAACUCAACCGCCACUUUCACGGCGGAUAGCGACGGGGAGGACAGGGUUGCAGAGGAGGAAGAAGAAGAGGAGGAGACGGUGGCAUGUAUUCUAACUGAGGGAGAGCUGUCUCCCACUCUGACUCCCAAAUUUGCCCGAUUGUUGUCAGAGGAAGAGUUUCUCCCGACGGCAGGGUCGGGAUGUGCAGAAACACAGGGAGGAGGAGGCGUGUUCUGCCCCACAGCCAUCUACAGGCCCUUUGUGGAUAAAGCACUGAAGCAGAUGGGACUGCGCAAACUGAUCCUUAGACUGCACAAACUGAUGGACCGCUCUCUACAGAGGUCCAGGGCAGCCCUGCUCUGCCACACACCUGCACUGGAGUUUGCCGAUUUCCCAGACCCGAUGCUGUACAAUGACUACCUGCCAGAGCUGUCACGCCAGGGCUCAUGCAGCGGCUCGGCCGACCCAGAACUCGGGGCAGACCAAGUGUCUUGGGAAGAUUUGCUGGACAUGGAUCUACCGUCCUUCCGGCCGGCGUUCCUCGUGCUUUGCAGAGUUCUCCUCAAUGUCAUCCAUGAGUGCCUCAAGCUGCGACUGGAGCAGAGACCUGCUGGAGAACCUUCACUACUGAGUAUCAAACAGUUGGUGCGUGAAUGUAAGGAGGUUCUCAAAGGCGGCCUCCUUAUGAAGCAGUACUAUCAGUUCAUGCUGCGCGGCGUUGUCACUGAUGCUCAGGGCCUGCAGACCAACGCCAACAUUGACGAGUUUGAGGAGGAUCUGCACAAGAUGCUUGUGGUGUACUUUGACUACAUGCACAGCUGGAUACAGAUGUUGCAGCAGCUGCCUCAGGCCUCUCACAGCCUAAAGAACCUGCUCGAGGAGGAGUGGCACUUCACCAAGGACAUCACCCCCUACAUCCGUGGAGGGGAGGCCCAGUCUGGGAAGCUUUUCUGUGACAUUGCCGGGAUGCUGCUCAAAUCCACCGGAGAGUUCCUUGAUGCUGGGCUACAAAAGAGUGGAAAUGAAUUUUGGGAAAGUGCUGACGACAGCACCGCCUCAGAUGAGAUCAGGCGGUCAGUGAUUGAGACCAGUCGGUCACUUAAAGAGCUGUUUCACGAGGCCAGGGAACGUGCAUCCAAGGCUCUGGGCUUUGCCAAAAUGCUUCGCAAGGACUUGGAGGUUGCUGCUGAUUUCAGCAUCACUAACGGGGUGGCGUCUCUCCUAGAGGCUCUAAAGAAAAGGAGCUAUGUCAAGGUUCAGAUUCCCGGCUUGGAGGAGCUGCAGGUGUUUGUUCCCUUUGGCUUGUUGGCUCAGAGGCCUCUCAUCCUGCAGCUCCUCAAUGCUGCUGCGGGUAAAGAUUGCUCCAAGGAGCCAGAUGAAAUGGCUGAGGAUGAGGCCUACCUGUUGAUGAGCAAGCACCGCACCGGGGAUUUGACGGCUGAUUCUGACUGGACUCGGUGGGACGGAGAGCUGCUCAAACUGGUUCCUCAAAUGGAAACGGUGGACACUCUGAGGGCCAUGAAGGUGGAGAACAUGCUCAUGAUUGUGAUGCAGUCGGCUCAUCUGGUAGCUCAGCGGAAGGCUGUCCAGCAGUCCAUGGAGGAUGUGCUCACUCUUAGCCGUGAGCAAACAUCCAGUCAGCCUCUUAUCGCCGGUGCUCUGGAGGAGCUGAAGGAUGAAGCCCUGCAGCUUUGCAUUAAGAUCAGCUCGGCCAUUGAUCGGGUGGAGUACAUGUUCACGUCUGAGUUUGAGGCCGAGGUGGAGGAGUCCGAGUCGGCCACUCUGCAGCAGUACUAUAGAGAGGCGAUGAUCCAGGGAUACAACUUUGCCUUUGAGUACCACAAGGAGGUGGUGCGCCUCAUGUCAGGGGAGUACAGGCAGAGGAUCGGCGAGCGCUACAUUGCCUUUGCCCGCAAGUGGAUGACGUAUGUCCUGACUAAGUGCGAGAGUGGCCGGGGCACCAAGCCUAGGUGGGCGACUCAGGGCUUUGACUUCCUUCAGGCUAUUGAACCUGCGUUCAUAUCAGCAUUACCAGAAGAUGACUUCCUGAAUUUACAAGCACUGAUGAAUGAAUGCAUCGGACACGUGAUCGGAAAACCUCACAGCCCAGUCACAGGCUUGUACAUUGCCCCGAGAAAUAGCCCUCGGCCUGUUAAAGUCCCUCGCUGUCACAGUGACCCACCAAAUCCAAAUCUUUUCAUCCCCAAUGCUGAAGGGUUCAGCUCUCGAAGUCUUCCCUGCGACCUCCGGAAUCAGCUAUUCCCCAACGGCCCUCGGCCCAUCCCGCAGGGCCAGGGGGAACAUGGCAACAUGAAAGCACCCGGCAGCGCCCCCAAUGACGUCAGGGGAUCCAGUUUCCACGAGAACGACCGUCUGUCAAAUUUCAAGUCGCUGAGCCGCCAUUCAAGCCCCACAGAUGACCGAGAAGAACCUUCUUAUCCAAAGGGCGACUCCAACAGUACCACACGCAGAAGCUGGGAGCUCCGCACCUUCAUCAGCCAAUCCAAAGACUCAGGAGCCCGGCAAAGCCCGCUGGAGGCGGUCCGUCGCUCCAUCCGCAAGUUUGAAGACAAGCGCUACGCCGUGAUGAAGCAACGCAACAUCAUUGGCCAGGUCUGUCACACGCCCAAGUCCUACGACAAUGUCAUGCACGUCGGCCUCAGGAAAGUCACCUUCAAGUGGCAGAGGGGUAACAAAAUUGGUGAGGGUCAGUAUGGAAAAGUGUACACAUGCAUCAAUGUGGACACUGGAGAGCUCAUGGCCAUGAAAGAGAUCAGAUUUCAGCCCAACGACCACAAAACCAUAAAGGAGACUGCAGACGAACUGAAAAUCUUUGAAGGCAUUAAGCACCCAAACCUGGUGCGCUACUUUGGAGUGGAGCUCCACAGGGAGGAGAUGUACAUCUUCAUGGAGUACUGUGACGAAGGCACGCUGGAGGAGGUGUCCAGACUGGGCCUGCAGGAGCACGUCAUCAGGCUGUACAGUAAACAGAUCACCACCGCCAUCAACGUCCUCCAUGAACACGGCAUUGUCCACAGAGACAUCAAGGGAGCCAACAUCUUUCUGACGUCUUCUGGCCUCAUCAAACUGGGUGACUUUGGCUGUUCAGUCAAGUUAAGAAACAACACUCACACCAUGCCGGGGGAGGUCAACAGCACUCUGGGGACAGCCGCCUACAUGGCACCUGAAGUCAUCACGAGGGCAAAAGGUGAAGGUCAUGGAAGAGCAGCAGAUAUCUGGAGUUUAGGCUGCGUCCUCAUUGAGAUGGUGACAGGAAAGAGACCUUGGCAUGAGUAUGAGCACAACUUUCAGAUCAUGUACAAAGUGGGCAUGGGCCACAAACCCCCCAUCCCGGAGAAGCUGAGCACAGAGGGCAAGGACUUCUUGGGCCACUGUCUGGAGAGCGAACCUAAACGACGCUGGACAGCGAGCAUGCUGCUUGACCACCCCUUUGUCAAGGUGUGUACGGAUGAGGAGUGAACACAGCAUUUGUGACUUUUGGACUUUGCAAGCGCACAAGUGUGUAGAAGUAGAAGUUUUGGCAGAAGGCACAUGGAGUUAAAGUGAGGAACAGAAUCCAUUCAGUAGUCCUCUCUUUAUGUACCGAUGAACUUUGUGUAUAUAAUGUAAGAAUAACAUCUGCAUUCAUGCUUGUAUAAACAAUAUUGUAAAUUAAUUAUUGACACCUUUGUUGUUCUCACUGGUGAAGAGACCUGUGAAAAGGCAUUGAACAUUACUGUUUUUUUUAACAAAUGGGUGGGGUCUGAAUGGGGUGGGCGUGGGGGUGGUACCAAACCGUAUGGCACUUUUAAACUGUUUACCCGAGUGGGCAGUUAGUUGAGUGGAGGGGGGAAGAAUUUCAUUUCAGUGGAAUGUUUAGAGGCUGAAAAAUCUCACUGAAUGAAUGGAAGGAUAGCUGCUUUGAUCUUUUUAUGAAAUGAACACCAUCCAAAUAUUCAAAUUAAUUUAUCAUUUGCCAAGUGUUAGCAUCAGGAAGGAUUUGUUUUAUUCUUAUUUCUUUAUCUUUGAUUUUGCUGAGUAAACGUCAAGUCGAUCAUGUGACUGUGGUGCAGCCCUGAUGAAGAAGAGGAAGAAGGCCUGCCCCCUGCUCUCUGCUGCUCUACACACAACUUACUGUACACAGAAACACACUCAACAUGUGGUCCUCUGCUGCUCUUUGUGUUUGCCAUGUACAAAAAAUAUUAAUAAAACAAUCUUAAAAAAAAAAAAAAAGACUUAUUUU
Molecule: messenger RNA, 5759 nt
Organism: Dunckerocampus dactyliophorus (ringed pipefish)
Lineage: Eukaryota; Metazoa; Chordata; Actinopteri; Syngnathiformes; Syngnathidae
Gene: map3k4
Product: mitogen-activated protein kinase kinase kinase 4
Exons: 27
Coding region: 218-4996 (1592 amino acids)
Biological process (GO): protein phosphorylation; MAPK cascade
Molecular function (GO): protein kinase activity; ATP binding
Source: RefSeq, a predicted model, not a curated record